AGUAAGCAAAAAACACAAAAAUUUAUGGCAACAAAAAAGGACAAAAAAUUAAGCAAGAAAACAAAAUUUCGGCAAACGUUACAAAUUCAUGAGUUUAUUAUUUGAAUUGUGUGAAAAUUAAAGAAGAAAAAAAUCGAAGCAAAAAAUUUUGAGUUGCAUUUAUUUUUAUACAAGAAAGAAAACAACACUUCCAAAAAAAAAAUUAACAAAACUAAAAACGUGACGCGCGCGACACAACCACGACGCGUAAAGCUUUGAAAGCAUUCGAGCGAAAAGCGACCUAAAGCGCGCGCGUUGAACAAUAAAAAAUUCAAAAUUUGAAUUUUUGCGAAAAGCCAACGGCCCCAACACGGAGCAGCAAAGCGGAGCAAAUAAAAAACUGCGAAGUGUCGACAACGGGCAGCGUUUUACGCCGAAAAAAGCAAAUAAAAAAAUAUAGUAAAAAAUAAUGAUUUAUUUGCGCUUUUGACGCGCCGCGGAGGCAGCAGCAAAAUUCGUCACACAUCAAAAUUCGUUAGACUCUUUAGUUACGUUCGAUUCUACGACAUUGUUUUUGAGUUCAAUUGAGUUUAAUUAUACCAAAAAUUUGAGUUGAAAACAAAGAAACAAAGUAUUAAAAUGCAAAAGAAGCAAAAAAAAACAAGAAAGUAUUACAACGCACAAGCAACACAAAUUAGUAAUAAAUAAGUAAGCAAAAAGCAACAUUAAAAACCGACGAGUAAUUAAACGAAUAAAUCGUACGAAAAGCAAAGAUUGCGAACUUAUUUUUAACAUAAAAGAAAAAACAAAAAAUCAAACAAGAACAAAAAAAAUCCAAAAGAAAAAAACUCGAUAGCGCUCCAGCGAGUGUAGCCGGCCGCCUGGCAGUCAACCAGUGUGUGCGCGAGCGAGUUAAGUGCUGCUAAGAAUAUUUAACUUUUUUGUGGUGUGAAAUUACAAAACACUAGUGACUUGUAAAAUAAACAAAAGAACAAAAACCAAUAAAACAAAUUAGAAAAAAACUUGAAAAAAUAUUGCUGAAACAAUUGAAAAAUAUAACUGUACGCAUAAAAAAUUUCAAGCCAGCUAUAAAAAAAACCAGCGAACAAGGUUUGCAAAAUGCAGUAGCAGCAGCGCGCAAACUACCGCAACAGCAGUGCAAUUUCUUCGAAAGCAGCAACAGCAGCGAUAUUUUACAGCCCAGCGACCCAGCAACACGCGAGCCCAACAAAAAAAAAUACGAACGAUUGUAAAAUUCGACUCACAAAUUUUGAGUCAGCGAACCACUUCGAUUUACCAGCCAAAGAAAACGCGACGCCUCUUCUUUGGACGUGAACCAGUAAGAGCACAACGCCGGUAUUGUAGACACGCACGCACGCAAUGUGCUAAAGACGCAACCAGUUGAAACCCGCUGAAAGACAGUCGAAGAUUUUGUGAGAAAUAUACUCGAAUCCACUCAAGUAAUCAUAUAUUUUAUAGCCAUAAUUAACGGAACAGAAAUAACAACAAAAACGUCCAACUUAUGUAGUUGAUGGCCGCAAUUAAAACGGAGAUGCCGCCUUUGCAUGCGGCAGAUGCCGGUGGCGGAGGCGGCGGUGGCACAGGCGGCAACAGUGGCGGUGGUGGUAGCGAGUGUGGUGGCAAUGCUGACACAAUUGUCUCCAAUAGUCCGCAUUCGAAUAGCAGUGGCGUCGGCGAUGCUGGCCUACCGGGUACGAAUAGCGGCAAUAAUACGAUUAGCGCAGCCGCAGACUCGAGCGAUAAUCAACCUGGCACACCGCAACCCCCAAUCAAUGGACAAUUAAUUGGCAACAACGAACAACAACAGCAGCAGCUAGCGCACAAUCCUUACGGCAUGUAUACCUCGGUCGCUACGACCACGCAUGCCAACGCUUCACUGGCGCAUAUGUAUGGCGGCGGUGGCGGCAUUUACGCGACUGCCGGCGCUCAAUCAGAUAUGCAACAGCAGCAAGGUGUCGGUGCUUAUCCGAGCUACAUAAAUAGCUUUGAGCAGUUCUACCAGCAGCAGCAACAGCAAGUGGGCUCGGCCACCACGGACUAUGGGCUUAUGUAUGCCACUGGCCCUGGCGGAAACAGCACCAGCAGCGACUAUAAGGCAGGCAGCAACUCGAGCAGCGCGAGUGGCGUGCGCUAUCAUCCCUACCUCAACACACCUACCUCAUGUGGCCCUAAUGACGCACACGGCAAUGGUGGCAAUCGAAAUGGUACACCAGAUAUUGCUUCGAGUGGUGGCGGUGGUGGUACAUUGCCAUUACCGCAAAGCAGCGCUGCCGUUUCGACCACUACGAAUUCGCUAAGCCCGCGCGUUGUCAGUUCCAGCAGUCCAACAUCUACCUCGGCCCACCUACAGCUCAGCGGCAGCUCCGCAGCUGGCUCUCCUGCCGGCGGUUGUAAGCUGCAGUGCAAGAAGUGCGGCCUCAUGUGCACCAGCGACAAUGAACUGCAAGAGCACAUCACCAACGUGCAUGGCGCCUCGCCCUAUGGCAGCAGCGGCUACUCGAGUUCACCGUAUAUAAAGGAGGAGCUGUCUUCGGGCUCGCAGCAGCAAUCCACUGGCCAGCAGGGUCAGGGCGGCAACCCGGGCGAGUUACUCGACUUGGACUCACAAAAAAUGGUUUACCCGCCCGCCCCCGGGAGCAUACCAGCGAUGCUGCAUCACCCGCAGCAAAUGCACGACGUAGUUGGCGCUAGCGAUCCGCUGCACUCCAUGCACAGCAUGCAGCAACGCGCAUUACCUGGUUGGGAGCAGCCUCAACCACCCAACGGUGGCAUGCAGGAAGGUCUACCGCCGUAUAUGCAGCAGCAGCCACCCACGCAACCCAGUCAGCCGCAAACGGAUUUGAGCGGCAAGCCGCCUCAUGCCAAUCAAUCGCCCUAUUAUUCGCCCAAGCAAUCGCCAUAUCAUGUCACCGGCGGCGGUCCGAAUGGUAUGAACAUCAAGCAGGAAUACGGUUUGAUUAAGUCAGAAUAUCCGGACUCGCAGAAUUAUGUGGACAAAUCUUUUGACCCAACUGUGGCCGGUGAUAUGUGCCAACAACCCCCGCCUUCCGUUCAGCAGCAGCAAAUGAUGCCAGUUUCUUCCAGCCCUGCCGAAUUUCCUUCGACCACGACUGGGUCACAAGACGCGCAGCAGCAAUAUCGCGGCUUCGAGCCACCCUCUUCGUCGUCAGUAAAUUCUGCCAGCGCUCCCACAAAGGCCGCCACUUGGAAGUCGAACGAGGCACGUCGUCCGAAGACCUAUAACUGCACUGCUUGCAACAAGUGGUUCACAAGUUCGGGACACCUGAAGCGCCACUACAAUACAACUUUGCAUAAGAAUGCUGUGAAAUCUAGCGGCCAGCCGGAUCCAGCAACGCUACCCAUUUCGGCGCAUCAUCAUCCCGCACGUGAACCCACUACAACGACCAAGUCACACAGUCGUCGUAAUAAUGCCAACGCCGCAGCAGCCGCGGCUGCAGCUGCCGCUCAACAACAGCAACCGCCUGCGCCGGUGCAGCCACCCGAACCGCCUAGAAGUCCGCCGGACUUUGGGCAGGGUGCGGGUAUGGGUCAGUUGUCACAAUACUCCGCUUCACCCUCGCCGACACAGCAAGCGCAGUUGAACGGUAUGCCAUAUAGCGCAAACCCGAGCGGCUAUCAGCCACAACAGCAACAAUAUUUGAACCAGGUGCAGUCGUCUACGAAUAGCCACUCACCGCAAAAUGUAACCGGUCACAUGAACGUCGCCGGCUCCUCACCAAACAACACACAAACCGUCUUAAACGGUCACCCAAACGGGUUAGCAGGUCCCUCCGCCCAAACAACACCUCAACCAAUGCCGUCCUCCCAAACGAGGGGCCUGCUGAACACAACAACAACAACCAUUAUCACAAAGAGCGAACCCAUGGAGGACAACAACUAUCAUCACAACAGCAGCAACAACAACAUGUCUCUCACGCACUCAGCUCAGCUGGAGGCGCCGGAAUCGGACACGGAUCAGGACACAAUGUCGGAGGAGCGGGAGCGCUCUCAAACGGACAUGGAAAUACUGCAACAACAGCAGCAUCAGCAGCUGGAAGAGGAAGCAGCGGCGGCAGCAGCAGUGGCAGCGGAGCAGGCGCAGGAAGCGGAGGCGCAAUUACAACGCCACCGUCAGGCGCAAGCGGACUUGGAACGGGAGGAGCACUUGGGGGUCUUUCAUCAUCAUCAACUGUUGGAGGAAUUGGCGGAGCAGCAGCGGCACUUUCACAACAGCACGCCCACGCUCAACCCGGAGUCGGGGCGAGUGCCAUCGCCCCAUAUUACCUCCCAUCAGCAAUACCAGGAGCAACUGCGGCGUCCGCAGGCAAUGGUGGACAGCAUUUUCUCAGCCAUGCAGCCGCCAGCGGGAGUCCAUAUGCCAGCCAAUAUAAUGGAUCAGCAAUACAACAUCAUACCUUUGGGUAUCAACACGCCGCCGCUGCUCAGCAGCAGUAUGCAGCUGCUGCAGCCGCCGCAGCCCAUCACCACCAGCACAGCUACUACAGUCAAUAUGGGCAACAUCCAUAUGCUGCACAACCACCACACCCACCACCACACUCAGCACACGCAGCAAGCAGCGCAGGCGCAGCAGGAGCAGCUGGUGCUACCGUCCAUGCGCAAUACGCUGCUCAACAAUACCAGCAUCCAGUCGCAGCUGGACACCAUCAAUACCACCACCACGCCGCAGCUGCUGCCGCCCAUCACCACCACCACACAGCAGCUGCUGCCGCCGCCGCAGCUGCAGCAGCCGCUGCACACCACCAACACCAUUCCAUCCUUCCAGCAGCUGCAGCAGGGGUCGGAGCUGGCGCCGCUGGAGCCCACAAUGACCUAUCACACUAUUAUUGGUAAUGGCACCAUGAAUGGUGAGGGAUUCAAUGCGAACAGCAGCGGCAGCAGUGAUGUAAGCAGCGAGUUCUUGCAAUUGGCCUCUUUGGAUCCCUAUGGUGGACUGCAGACGCAACAAAUGAUUACUUCCGAUGGCCAGAUAGUCCAGUUCAUGUCCUCGGCGCUUAUGGGGCAGACAUUCUACGCACUACCGCCGCGCACAACCAUCCGUGAGGCUUAUCCCCGCUCACCGCAAGAGGGAGACUUGCCACCAGCGCAUACCAUUUUGCCCAACGGCUUAUCGGAACAGGACAAACUGCAUAGCCAUCAAGAGUCUACGCAGACAAUGAUAGAGACGCUGCCUUCCGCGGUCGAGCCAUACCCACACGAAGAAGAGGAGGUGAACAUUAAAUCAUAUGCACACGCAGAAGACGAAAAGCAGAAUAUCAAGCCAGACACAACCGUCAUGCAAGAAUUAGUAGACUCCACAACCGGCAAGCCAAACGAUUGCAGCAUUAUUACCGUCUCCACUGCCAAUACUAAUGCCAAUACAAACACCGUUUCCACCACCACCUCCACAACUGCGAGCACUGCGAAGCCGAAGAGAGCUGCACAACGCCAACCUCCCUCGAAACGCAGACGUUCGCCCUCCUCAUGUACGACCACACCACGCUCAACCAUGCUGCCAUCCGGCCGCAUCAAAUGCCUGGAGUGCAAUAAGGAAUUCACCAAAAACUGUUACCUGACGCAGCACAACAAGAGCUUCCACUCUGCUGAACGCGUUCGUGGCUAACGAGAGGUAUAACGAACAAUAUGGACUACCUUGCACAGGACAUUUUAUGUAUGUAUAUUUGUUCCAAAAGAAAAAAAAAUCUUUAUAAAAAAAAUCAGACUAAACGAACUUACGAUGCAGAAGUUUAAAUACUACAUAAUUUAAGCAACGAAAUGAGAAUUGAAGCCAUUGGGCUGGAAAAGCAUUUUCUGAUUAAAACGAAUUAUAUACCCUACAUGUGAGCAUAAAGAAAACACUAUGUAAAACCUAAAAGAAUUGGCUCGUAAAAUAUUCUAAGUCAAACGAAAAAAUUAAGAACCAUUUACACUUUUAACGAACAGAUUUCUUAUACUCUUUAAAGCUCGCGGCCACUCUUUUUUACCAUACAUUUGUUUACUCAGUGACUAAAGACAGGCAUAAAUAUUGAACCAUCGAGGAAAAUAGUAAUGAAAAUACCGAUCAUUCAUUACAGCAGUACUCUUAUAUGGAUCUUGUACGACUAACGAGAGAUGAAAUUUACAAAAAUAUGUGGACUUUCAAUUGAGAAAAAAUACGCAUAGCUGGCAAUACUGAACUCUUAUACGAAUACUAACGCAACACAAAUAGACAUUCAAAUAUAACAGAACAGUUGAAACUCUACAAAACACUCUUCUACGACUCUUAUAUGACCCUUAUACCACUCUCAUGCAAAUGAAUUUUAAUAGAAUCAAAGCAAAAUCUGACUAAAAUGUGGAGCAUAAAAAUAAAAAUAU
This is a messenger RNA of Rhagoletis zephyria (snowberry fruit fly), 6351 nucleotides long. It is a transcript of the gene zld, whose product is annotated as zinc finger protein zelda. Lineage: Eukaryota; Metazoa; Arthropoda; Insecta; Diptera; Tephritidae. The record is from RefSeq and is a predicted model, not a curated record.